Messenger RNA from Gracilinanus agilis (Agile Gracile Mouse Opossum), 6270 nucleotides. It is a transcript of the gene KAT6A, whose product is annotated as lysine acetyltransferase 6A. The transcript is spliced from 16 exons. Gene Ontology annotation, molecular function: DNA binding; histone acetyltransferase activity. Gene Ontology annotation, biological process: regulation of DNA-templated transcription; nucleosome assembly. Gene Ontology annotation, cellular component: MOZ/MORF histone acetyltransferase complex; nucleosome. Bases 220 to 6210 code for a protein of 1996 amino acids. The record is from RefSeq and is a predicted model, not a curated record. NCBI's taxonomy places the organism in Eukaryota, Metazoa, Chordata, Mammalia, Didelphimorphia, Didelphidae.
GGAAGGAUGCAGAAAUUUCAAACAUUAGAUUGGUUUGGUUUUUAAAUUAGAAGUGGAAAAGUAUUCUUGUUUGUGAAAGGAGGAGGGAUUCAGGCCAGAAAACUGUAUGCUAUGGUUAACUGGUUCCCAGCCUCCGAGAAUCUUGUUUUCCAUGGUGUGAAACAUAUUCAGCAUCAGGAUAAGGGAUAACGACUCUAUGGAUAUACAGAAUUCUUCACCAUGGUAAAACUCGCUAACCCGCUGUAUACGGAGUGGAUUUUGGAGGCGAUCAAAAAAGUAAAGAAGCAAAAACAACGUCCUUCAGAAGAGAGGAUAUGCAAUGCGGUGUCUUCAUCCCAUGGUUUGGACCGGAAAACUGUUUUAGAACAAUUGGAGUUGAGUGUUAAAGAUGGAACGAUUUUAAAAGUCUCAAAUAAAGGCCUCAAUUCCUAUAAAGAUCCUGAUAAUCCUGGGCGAAUAGCACUUCCUAAACCUCGGAACCAUGGAAAGUUGGAUGGCAAACAAAAUGUAGAUUGGAAUAAACUUAUCAAACGGGCAGUUGAAGGCUUGGCGGAGUCCAGCGGUUCAACCUUGAAGAACAUUGAACGUUUUUUGAAAGGUCAGAAAGAUGUGUCUGCAUUGUUUGGGGGCAGUGCUGCCUCUGUCUUUCACCAGCAGUUACGAUUGGCUGUCAAACGUGCCGUUGGCCACGGCAGACUACUUAAAGAUGGACCUCUUUAUCGGCUCAACACUAAAGCGGCCAAUGUGGAUGGGAAAGAGAGUUGUGAGUCUCUUUCCUGUCUACCUCCUGUGUCUCUCCUUCCUCAUGAAAAGGAUAAGCCAGUUGCUGAACCAAUUCCAAUCUGUAGUUUCUGUCUUGGUACAAAAGAACAAAACCGAGAGAAGAAACCAGAGGAGCUCAUCUCUUGUGCUGAUUGUGGCAACAGUGGUCAUCCAUCCUGUUUAAAGUUCUCUCCAGAGUUAACAGUUCGAGUGAAGGCCUUACGGUGGCAGUGCAUUGAGUGUAAAACGUGUAGCUCUUGUCGAGACCAGGGAAAAAAUGCAGAUAAUAUGCUCUUCUGUGAUUCAUGUGACCGGGGUUUUCACAUGGAAUGCUGUGAUCCGCCACUCACUAGGAUGCCGAAAGGCAUGUGGAUAUGUCAGAUUUGUCGACCUCGGAAAAAAGGAAGAAAACUUCUACAUAAAAAAGCAGCACAGAUAAAACGGCGCUAUGCCAAUCCAAUAGGACGCCCCAAAAACAGGUUAAAGAAACAAAACACAGUAUCAAAAGGCCCUUUCAGCAAAGUUCGAACUGGUCCUGGUCGGGGUCGGAAACGUAAAAUUACUCUCUCGAGCCAAUCAGCAUCUUCAUCAGAAGAAGGAUAUUUGGAGCAAAUGGACUUAGACUUCUGCAGAGAUGGUAGUACACCCCUGAAAUUCAAUAAGAAAACCAAAGGGCUCAUUGAUGGCCUUACCAAAUUCUUCACCCCCUCCCCUGACGGGCGGAAAGCUCGUGGGGAAGUGGUGGACUACUCUGAGCAAUAUAGGAUCAGGAAAAAGGGCAACAGGAAAUCAAGCACUUCAGAGUGGCCCACAGACAAUCAGGAUGGCUGGGAUGGGAAACAGGAAAAUGAAGAGCGACUUUUUGGAAGCCAGGAAGUCAUGACUGAAAAAGAUAUGGAAUUAUUUCGAGAUAUCCAGGAGCAAGCACUGCAGAAAGUUGGAGUGACUGGUCCCCCUGAUCCACAAGUCCGCUGUCCCUCUGUCAUUGAGUUUGGAAAAUAUGAAAUUCAUACCUGGUACUCCUCCCCAUAUCCACAAGAAUACUCAAGGCUGCCUAAGUUGUACCUUUGUGAAUUUUGUCUAAAGUAUAUGAAAAGUAGAACUAUUCUACAGCAGCACAUGAAGAAAUGUGGUUGGUUCCACCCUCCUGCUAAUGAGAUUUACAGAAAGAAUAAUAUCUCUGUCUUUGAGGUUGAUGGGAAUGUCAGUACAAUUUACUGUCAAAAUUUGUGCCUAUUGGCAAAGCUCUUUCUUGACCACAAGACACUCUAUUAUGAUGUGGAACCAUUUCUUUUCUAUGUAUUGACACAGAAUGAUGUCAAGGGCUGCCAUCUUGUUGGCUACUUUUCUAAGGAAAAGCACUGCCAACAGAAGUACAACGUUUCCUGUAUAAUGAUUCUUCCUCAAUACCAGCGCAAGGGCUAUGGCAGGUUCCUCAUUGACUUCAGUUAUUUGUUGUCAAAGCGUGAAGGCCAAGCUGGGUCUCCAGAGAAACCAUUAUCUGAUCUAGGUCGUCUUUCCUACAUGGCUUAUUGGAAAAGUGUAAUAUUGGAGUGCCUUUAUCAUCAAAAUGACAAGCAAAUCAGCAUUAAAAAAUUAAGCAAAUUGACUGGAAUCUGCCCUCAAGACAUUACUUCCACACUCCAUCACCUACGAAUGCUAGACUUCCGUAGUGACCAAUUUGUGAUUAUCCGCCGGGAAAAACUGAUCCAGGAUCAUAUGGCAAAGCUUCAAGUGAAUUUGAGACCUGUAGAUGUAGAUCCUGAGUGUUUGCGUUGGACUCCUGUCAUUGUCUCCAAUUCUGUAGUCUCAGAGGAAGAGGAAGAUGAUGCAGAGGAAGGUGAAAACGAAGAGCAGCAAUGCCAGGAAAAGGAACUGGAUUCCAGCAUGGCAAAGCCAGUGUCUUGGGAGAAAAAAGAAGAUUCUUACUCAAUAGAGAAUGAAAAGAAACCAGAUAUUAUUGCACCAGCCAAUUCUACACGACUAAACAAGGAAGUUCUCCCCCUGGAUAGUCUUCCAGCAAACAGUCAGCCAUCUCGGAGAGGUCGAUGGGGACGAAAGAACAAAAAAGUCCGGGAGCCUUUUAGUGAGAAAGAGUCUAAACUUCCCUUGGAAGAAAUACCAUCAGUUCCUCGGGGGCGAUACAGUGAAUGUGAGGAAAAAUCUGAAGCCUCCCAGGAGCACUUCACUGAGAGUGAAGAGCAUUCGGCAGCUUUAGAGGGACGGUUUGGCAAAGAUGAAAAGCCAGAAGUUCCCAAAAGGCGACUAAAUGAAAGUGUGGAGAUGUGGUCCUCUCGAGGACCACUGAAGAAAAGCCCAGAACCUCUCAAGUGCAGAAUACCAGAUGGGAGUGAUAGGUUGCCUCACCGAUAUAAUGAUGGAGACAGAGCCAUUUUGAGGGGCUUUAGCGAGAGUAGUGAAGAGGAAGAAGAACCUGAGAGUCCUCGGUCAAAUUCACCACCUGUGCUUACUAAACCCACAUUAAAACGAAAGAAACCAAUUCUUCACCGGAGGAGGAGAGUUCGAAAGCGAAAACACCACAAUAGCAGUGUGGUCACAGAAACUAUCUCUGAGACCACAGAAGUGUUAGAUGAACCUUUUGAAGAUUCCGACUCUGAGAGGCCAAUGCCAAGAUUAGAGCCUACAUUUGAAAUUGAUGAAGAGGAGGAAGAAGAGGAUGAAAACGAACUUUUUCCCAGAGGAUACUUUCAUCGUUUGCCCUCACAAGAGGUCCUUCGGCAUCGACCUUCUUCUAAGAGGAAAUCUAAAGAUGAAGAGGAAGAAUCAGAUGAUGCUGAUGGCACCCCUAUCUUGAAGCCAGUAUCCAUGUUGAGAAAAUGUGAUGUGAAGGAUUCCACACUUGAGCCAGAUACUUCUACACCUUUGAAAAAGAAAAAAGGAUGGCCCAAAGGCAAAAGUCGUAAACCAAUCCACUGGAAGAAAAGGCCUGGCCGAAAACCAGGGUUCAAGCUGAACCGAGAAAUGAUAACAGUAUCUACUCAAGAAUGUAGAGCUGACUCCAUGGUUCCCCUUCCUAAGCCUGGGCGUAAGCCCAAAAUUCAAGACAAAGAAGAGGCUGCUGAACCAAAAGAAGACUUGCCCCUUGCUGAAGAAAGGAAGGAGAAUGAUAUGCUUGGAGACACAGAAGAGGGAGGAGAGGGAGAAGAAGAAGAUACAACCAGCAGUGAAGUGAGAGCAUCUUCUCCAGUGGACAGUCGUGGUAGCCCAGUGACAGAAUCUAAAGAACCUGAGAUAGAAGAAGAAGAAGUUGAGGAGAAACCCCGGGUUUUAGAAGAAGAGCAAAGGCAAUCAGAGGAAGAGCAGCCAGAGCUGGAAGAGCAGGAACAUGAAGAAGAGGAUGAGGUGACCCUUGGAACAAACCAGAACGAGGACCAUGAUGCAGAUGAUGAAGAUGAUGGUCAUCUAGAAUCCACAAAGAAAAAGGAAUCUGAGGAACAGACAAUUAGAGAAGGUGUCAAGGAGGAACCUGGGGGUCAGGAAUCUUUUUUAGAAGCAAAUACACAGAACAAUAGAGAGGAAAUAAAGAGCAAAAAUGAAACAGAAGCAGAUUCUGAGGAAGAACAGACUUCCCACGAGACAUCAGUUGUUUCAGAACAUAUGCCAGGGUCUGAGGAUGAUCAUGAAGAAGAAACAAAUACUAAAGAGGAAUUAAUUGAAUUAAAAGAAGAAGAAGAGAUUCCUCAUAGUGAAUUGGAUUUGGAAACAGUGCAAGCGGUACAGUCACUGACCCAGGAAGAAAGCAAUGAACAUGAUGGAACAUACCAGGACUGUGAAGAGACACUCGCGGCUUGUCAGACUUUGCAAAGUUAUACCCAAGCUGAUGAAGACCCUCAGAUAUCAAUGGUUGAAGACUGCCAUGCUUCAGAACACAACAGCCCAAUAUCUUCCGUUCAGUCUCAUCCUAGCCAAUCGGUCCGUUCAGUCAGCAGUCCCAAUGUGCCUGCUCUCGAGAGUGGUUAUACCCAGAUCAGCCCUGAACAAGGAUCCCUGUCCGCACCCUCUAUGCAGAACAUGGAGACCAGCCCCAUGAUGGAUGUGCCUUCGGUGUCAGACCACUCUCAGCAGGUGGUGGACAGUGGCUUCAGUGACCUGGGCAGCAUUGAGAGCACCACAGAAAAUUAUGAGAACCCUAGCAGCUAUGAUUCCACUAUGGGUGGCAGCAUUUGUGGAAAUAACUCUUCUCAGAGCAGUUGCUCUUAUGGAGGGUUGUCCUCCUCCAGUAGCCUCACUCAGAACAGUUGUGUUGUCACUCAGCAAAUGGCCAAUAUGGGCAGUAGCUGUAGCAUGAUGCAGCAGAACAGUGUGCAACCUGCCACCAACUGUAACAUCAAGUCACCUCAGAGUUGUGUGGUGGAAAGGCCACCAAGUAACCAGCAACAGCAGCCACCGCCACCCCAGCAGCAGCAGCAACAGCAGCAGCAGCAGCCAGCACCACCACCCCCCCAGCAGCAGCCCCAGCCCCAGCCCCAGCCCCAGCCUCCUCAGCCCCCUCCACCCCCCCAGCAGCAGCCUCCGCUGUCACAGUGUAGUAUGAAUAACAGCUUCACCCCAGCCCCAAUGAUCAUGGAGAUACCGGAAUCCGGAAGCACUGGGAACAUAAGUAUCUAUGAAAGGAUUCCAGGGGAUUUUGGUGCCAGCAGCUACUCCCAACCAUCAGCCACCUUCAGUUUAGCCAAGUUGCAGCAGCUGACUAACACCAUUAUGGACCCACAUGCCAUGCCUUAUAGCCAUUCUCCUGCUGUGACUUCCUAUGCAACCAGUGUUUCUUUGUCCAACACAGGACUGGCUCAGCUAGCUCCAUCCCAUCCAUUAGCUGGGGCCCCUCAAGCACAAGCCACCAUGACACCACCCCCAAACCUGGCAUCUACUACCAUGAACCUCACAUCACCUCUGCUCCAGUGCAACAUGUCUGCCACCAACAUUGGCAUUCCCCACACUCAGAGGUUGCAAGGGCAAAUGCCAGUCAAAGGGCACAUUUCCAUCCGUUCUAAAUCAGCACCACUGCCCUCAGCAGCUGCUCACCAGCAGCAGCUUUAUGGUCGCAGCCCGCCAGCAGUUGCCAUGCAGGCUGGCCCUCGUGCAUUAGCUGUUCAGCGUGGCAUGAACAUGGGGGUUAACUUAAUGCCAACGACCCCCUAUAAUGUCAAUUCCAUGAAUAUGAACACUUUGAAUGCCAUGAACAGUUACCGAAUGACACAGCCCAUGAUGAACAGCAGUUACCAUAGUAACCCUGCCUACAUGAACCAGACAGCACAGUAUCCUAUGCAGAUGCAGAUGGGAAUGAUGGGGAGCCAGGCCUAUACCCAGCAGCCUAUGCAGCCAAACCCUCAUGGGAACAUGAUGUACACUGGCCCCUCCCAUCACAGCUACAUGAAUACUGCUGGCGUGCCCAAGCAGUCUCUUAAUGGACCUUACAUGAGAAGAUGAGCAAGAUGAACUUGCAAUUUAAAAACUUAAAUAUAUAUAAAUAAAGGAACCUUUUAUACU